AGUGUCCUCGCGUACUCUGUUUGAUAUGGCGAAAGAAAGGAAAAUAUUCGAAGAGGAGGGGCUGGAGAGCUACGUUGCCUACCAACAGCAGCACGAGGACGAGCCAAUGAUGCCUGGUGUGGCGUUUCCGUUCGUAAAGGGGCGAUGUAAUAAUCCCAGCUGGCCAGACCCUUCCAUUCCACAACCUUGGGAGGUCUGGCACCUUCUCUGCACCUUGGUGGUGGAAUGAGCUUCCCAACGCGUUGAUAGAAGAGCAGAAAUGUUUUCCAACUCCUCCGACUGCCCCUAGGCUCUCUAACACCUCUUGCCUAGCUCUGACAUCUGAUUGAGCGUAACUGUAAACACCUGCUGUUGUUUCCAGAGCCCCCCGGGUCUGUGUGGUGUUGUCCGUGUCAUGCUCGUUGAGGUAGUUUUGUUUUUGUAUGGCUUUAGGAUAAUAUUCAGGAGGGUUAGUUUACAAGUCAAAAAAAAAAAAAAAAAAGUCUGCACUUCCUGCAAGUGUUUUCUGUCCAGGACUUCCCCCUUCUCAGGAAAUACUCCUCCUUGAUUCUCGGACUUUGAACUUGCGUAAGUCGCUCAUGAAAGUGUCUGCGAAAUGGCGGUGCAGCACUGCUGCCCAGGGGUUUUAGGUUGGCUGUGGAAGUUGGCGCACGGAUGACGGCGGUGUUUGCUUGGAACAGGCCUUGAUGACGGUGAACGCCCGUCUGCGGGAGCUUUACCCAGACGGCCAGGAGCUAUUCGACAUUGUCCUGAUGACCAAUAACCACGCCCAGGUUGGGGUACGGCUCAUUAACAGCAUAAACCACUACGAUUUAACAAUUGAGAGAUUCUGCAUGACUGGUGGAGAAAGUCCAAUUGGUUACCUGAAAGCCUACAUGACCAACCUCUACCUCUCCAGGAGCUCUGGAAAAGUGAAGGAGGCCAUUGAAGAAGGGAUCGCAGCCGCCACCAUGUUCACCGCUAACAAGGAGAACCCACUGAGCGACACGCAGCUGCGCGUGGCCUUCGACGGAGACGCCGUCCUCUUCUCCGACGAGUCCGAGAUCAUCGUGAAGAGGGAUGGGCUGGACAGCUUCUUCGAGCACGAGAAGCAGCUAGAGAACAUGCCCCUGGCACAGGGCCCCCUGAAGUGCUUCCUGGAGGCCCUCGGGAAGCUGCAGCGGAAGUUCUACGCGAAGAACGUGCGCAUCAAAUGCCCCUUGCGGACCUACCUGGUGACGGCGCGGAGCGCGGCCAGCUCGGGAGCCCGGGUCCUGAAGACCCUCAGGAGCUGGGGCCUGGAGGUGGACGAGGCCCUCUUCCUGGCCGGGGCCCCCAAGGGCCCGCUCCUGGAGAAGAUCCGCCCCCACAUCUUCUUCGACGACCAGAUGUUCCACAUCACGGGGGCCCAGGAAAUGGGGACCAUCGCCGCCCACGUGCCUUAUGGGAUAGGGCAAAAGUACCACAAGGGUAAACUCAUCCAGCAGAACCCAUAGGGAAUGUAAUACACCGGGAGGGGGGAGGGGGGAGGGCAGGCACAUUGGUUUUAAAACCCCCAUUGGUGUCCCUCUGAAGGGGUCCAUUUUUAAAAAAUCCUAGUCUCUCUUGCUACUUCUUUGAGACUACUGUAUCUACUGUAUUCUUUUUUUAUUUUUAUUUUUUAAAACCUUAAUUACCUUCUAUGGAUAUCACUCUAUAACGCAACCUUGAGCUCAGAGCAUUUAAGAACAUCCAUAGUCCUUGGCAAAAGCCUUAGCCUUGGGCUAAUUUUUCUUUGAGACAACCUUCAAAGCGUGACAGUGCAAAAAUUAGUCUGGGUUACAUUAGCCCUGCUCUGGGGCAGGCUUAUAACAGCAAUUUAUUUUAUUUUAUUUUUUGGUGAAAACUCUCAAAAGAGUUAAGGCAGCAUUCAAACCUGCUGGUUAUCCCUGUGUUGAAAAAGACUGGCAUGGUGACUCCAGCUACCCCUGUGUUAUGGAUUUCCAAGGGUUAAGACAUAUGACUCUAAUGUGCCUUUCAUGUAUUCUUGGAGCACUAAAAUGUUAUUAAUUUUCAGAACUAACUUAUUUAAACUCUCCAGGUAAAAGUUAAAUUAGCUUGUACGGUAGGUUGGUGGUAUUUUAUUCAAGGAUAAAAACAUAGCUGAUAAAUGUAGCUUUUAGAGAGGGCUGUCUCUUCUGUUAGAAGAUUAAAUUCUGUCAUUGUCCUUUUAUGGGAACUUCUGAAUCACUGGAAAAGUAGCACCACGUAAAAUUAUGUCUUUGUUCAAGAGCAAAAUUAAUUCUCAGGUCACUGUUUACAAAAUAGCUGUUGAGAUGUGGUAUUGGGAAAAAAAACAUUCUUUAAAUAAAAAAUAAAAAACAUGGAUGUAAAUGUGUUAUACUGAGUGGUGUUACAAUUUCCCUUUUUUGGCUGGACCACAACAGCGGGGCCAGCCCUACAAAUGAAAAUGUUUGUGACUGACUGAGUGAGUGAUGAAGUUACACCAUUGGUCAGCUGAGUUAUGAAGUCACACCAUUGAUUGGCCGGAUCACGUGUGUUAGGUUCAGCCAUAUACUAGGUUUUGACCUGGUCUUGUUCAUUCCUAUCAAUGCCAGUUCCCUGGCUGCCAUUUCUAUGGAAUCCUGAGUGUCCUUUUUAAAUCCCUGCUUAUUCAGAUAAUACUACUAUUCACGUCAGAAUUGUAUUCAUCCGGUUAUGAACAGCAAUACUGUGAAUGUUGUGGAUUUACUGUACCUUAACUAUUAUCGGCACAACUGUAAGUAGUAAAUGUGUUGGUAUUUCUUUCAGUCACUUUCAAAAGGGGUUUAUUGUACGUGCAAUGACUACUUAAUUUUAUUCUGAGUGAACUAGCCAUUGUUGCUUGAGAACUUCAAUGCAAAAGCUGGUAUUUUAUUCUGGUUUUUAUUUUCCUGUACAUGGGAUCAUUAUUUACAAGAGCAAUUAAACAGUUUUUCAAACAGAGAAUAUAGCUGGAAAAUAUUUAUUGGUACUAAUCUAGAACAAUAUAUUAAAAUAACUAUAUUUCCUGUGUUGUGUUUUGGCAUAACUUAUUGUGUGGGGGAUAGGCAUCUGAGGAAAAGACAGUAUAUUUCAGGAGAAGAUGCACAGACUGAAGCAGACGACAUCACAGUUGUUGCUCAUUCUACAAUUGAAAAUACACUCGCAACGACUUUAUUAUAGGCAACCAUAAUAAAGGCGCCUGCUAAAAAUGUGAAAACUAGAAAUAGGACAAGAGUUAUUUCGUUGAAUUGUGUAAUCAGGUGUGGUUACAUUGGCGAUCAAGGAAUGAUGAUUUGACCACUUCCGUUUUAUUGUUAUAAAAAGGGAGAUUGGGUUGAUCAGAUACACAAACAAAGAACUGCAAAUCUCCUUUCACCCGUCUCAGUUUUCAGGUAAAUUUAGCAAACUUAAAAUAGGGCAAUGCAACCCUGGUCCUGGAGAGACACAGACUCUUCUGGUUUUCAUUGUUACUCUGCACUCAAUUAAUCAACUAGAGCAGUUCAUUGCUAACAGUUACCUCACUUCACCUGGGUACUUGAAUCUGAACUGGGUGCUGAUUUUAAGGUGA
Molecule: messenger RNA, 3550 nt
Organism: Anguilla rostrata (American eel)
Lineage: Eukaryota; Metazoa; Chordata; Actinopteri; Anguilliformes; Anguillidae
Product: cytosolic 5'-nucleotidase 1A-like
Exons: 5
Coding region: 687-1475 (262 amino acids)
Biological process (GO): nucleotide metabolic process; adenosine metabolic process
Cellular component (GO): cytoplasm; cytosol
Molecular function (GO): 5'-nucleotidase activity; magnesium ion binding; nucleotide binding
Source: RefSeq, a predicted model, not a curated record